Molecule: messenger RNA, 3796 nt
Organism: Menidia menidia (Atlantic silverside)
Lineage: Eukaryota; Metazoa; Chordata; Actinopteri; Atheriniformes; Atherinopsidae
Source: the annotation of a GenBank genome assembly
GAACCCAGGUUUCUUUGACAAUCUUUUAUGUCUAAAGCGGGACAACAGAAAUGUGUGGGCUUUCUUAAGUUGGAAAGUAUACCUACAACUUGUAAAGUCAUCUGACUCAAAAUAAAAAAACGACCAGUGAAACGUGGAGCCGGAGGGAGUGAGUGACAUACCCGACAGCAGGGCGGCCGCCCACUCACCCACAGACUGGAUGAGUUUUGAUUGUGAAAUGCUCGCUGAGCAGUCGGCACAAUGCUGCUGAGACCGCGGAGGCGCACGGAGCCGGCCAGAGCGAUGUAAUGCUCCCAUCGAGGAGGACACAGAUGGACAGCCUAGUUCAGCCGCUCGUCGCCCAAUACCUCGCCAUGGGAUGCCAAUCUAAAGAGAACCAAAACGAAAGUGUGACGUCGGAGGAAAAGCGAAAAGACGAAGCGAGGGUGACAUCAGGAUGCGCCUCUAGCAAGUCCAGAGUUUCUUCUCCCGCCCGGCCUCACCGGUUCCACAAACCCACUCCAGCACAGACCAACCCGGUUAAAUCAAUAAUGUCCCUGGGACACCUCACCAAGGGUGCAAGCUGGGAUGAGCUGAUGGAGGCCUGUCUGCAGACCUUUGAUGGGGACGGUUGUGUGCAGGGGAGCAGCCACCUGCUCAACAUCACUCUGACCAUGCAUCAUGUCCUCAUGCCCUCCAGUGACCUGCUGGACAAACUCAGAAGUCUAUUUAAAACAGCGAUGGACAAUGAGCAGCCAUUACAGUGCCAGAGGAUAUGUUACCUCAUCAGGCAUUGGAUUCAAGAAUUCUGGAUCAUGUUCCGGUUACACCACAGCUUGUCUGACAGCCUGGACGAGUUCCGGGAAAUGAUCAGAGAGCAAGGACAAGAACAUCUCUGCUCUCUCUUAGAGACCAAAUGGAUAACUGAACGCGAUUGGUCGUGGAAGGCCAGCCAGAGGAUCCAUGCUAAUUACAGUAAGAAGAGGAAGGUCUCUCUUCUUUUUGAUCACCUGGAGCCCAUUGAGUUAGCCGACCACCUCACCUACCUGGAGUUUAAAUCGUUUUGCAGAAUAUCAUUUUUGGACUAUCAGAAAUACAUUCGAAGCUGCUGCAUGAAGGACAUCCCCGUGCUGGAGCGCUCCAUCACCCUGUGCAAUGGGAUCUCUCAGUGGGUUCAGCUGAUGGUGUUGAGCCGGCCCACAGCUCAGCUGAGAGCGGAGGUUUUCACAAAGUUUAUCCACGUUGCACAGUGUCUUCACCGUAUACACAACUACAACACACUAAUGGCGGUGGUGGGAGGACUGUGUCACAGCUCAAUUUCCAGACUGAAAGACACUACCUCACACGUAUCCAGUGAGGUCACCAAGGUACUGAACGAGAUGACAGACCUGCUGUCCUCCCGCAGAAACUUUGACAACUACAGACAAACCUACAACAGAUGUUCAGGUUUCAAAAUCCCCAUCCUCGGCGUCCAUCUCAAAGACCUGAUAUCGGUCAAUGAGGCCAUGCCAGACUAUGUGGAGGACAACAAGGUGAACGUCCAGAAGCUCCAGGCACUUUACAGCCAUAUCAACGAGCUGAUCCAGCUCCAGCAGAUCCCAUCCGGGGUGGACGCAAACAAGGACCUGGUUCAUCUGCUGACGCUGUCCUUGGACCUUUACUACACUGAGGAUGAAAUUUACGAGCUGUCUUAUGCACGGGAACCCAAGAACUGUAAAGCACCUCCAGCCACCCCCUCCAGACCUCCAGUUUGUGUUGACUGGGCUUCAGGGGUAGUGGCUCCUAAACCUGACCCGCGAACCAUCAGCAAACAUGUCCAGAGAAUGGUAGACUCCGUGUUUAAGAACUACGAUCUUGACGAAAACGGAUUCAUCUCUCAAGAGGACUUUGAGAAAAUUGCUGCAAGCUUCCCUUUCUCCUUCUGUGUCAUGGACAAAAAGAAGGAAGGCCUUGUCAGCAGAGAUGAAAUCACCGCCUAUUUCAUGCGGGCCAGUGUCAUCUGUUCCAAGUUGGGACUUGGAUUUGUUCACAACUUCCAGGAAUACACUUACAUGAAACCUACCUUCUGUGACAACUGCUCUGGAUUUUUGUGGGGUGUCAUCAAGCAAGGAUACCGAUGCAAGGACUGUGGGAUGAACUGCCACAAGCUGUGCAAGGAUCAGGUUGCGUUUGAGUGCAAGAAGAACACCAGAGGGACAAACACUAUCGACAGUCCGACGUCGAGCUCCACACCUGUCGCCACGAGCACCUCAGAGGGUUCAGAGGAGUGUCCUUUUCCCUACCCACCCGAUGACAGCAAAGACUGGAGCCCAGAGUCCCCAGUGUCCUCCCGCUUGAGGCCAUCAAGAGUCCACAGCUACACCCAGACGGAGGGAUUUCAGCUGUCCUCUCUCACCAGUGAGAGCAGCUGCCUUCAGCCAUGUCUUUUAGUCCCGGUGCCACCCGCCCUCUCGUCGUGCCCCAGUCCGCUGAUCCAGCGAAAACGACACUGUGCCAAAUGGGAAAACAGAGCCUCUGUUUUUCAGAAGCAAGAAGAAGAGAGCAAACCCACCUAUGAAUCUCUGGAAUCAGAAAACCAUAGGCUCCAAAAAAACAACGACACACUACGUAAGAAACUGAAAGAGGCCGAGCGGGAGGUGGAGAUGCUGAAGACACUGCUAAAGAGACACGCUCUUCACCCAGUGGACGAGGACUCCUCCUCUUAGACUCACACUCACACCUAACCUUACCCAGGGAGAUUCAUGCUGCCCCCGUAUGGCAGAAUGUAUACAGUCUUAUUUAUAGGUCAUGAACUGUGAAGGUGUUUUUAUCAGUAUAAUGAGACCGAGGGGUGGAUAUAGAUGAAGUAAAGCCAGAGACAUUGUGCAUGGUCACCUUUAUUGACGUUUCACAAAGUCUAAUGUAUGAUUUCAUAUGAAAGCCACUGCAGUACAAUCCAGUAAAACAGUGGAAAUGUGGUAUUAAAGGGAAAACGACACAUAUCAAAUGUAUAUUUAGCGAUAUCAGGGUAAAAAGAUUUUAGAACUCUGUAUGCAGUACUGAGCAAAAUAAGCAGCUUUAUUGCUUUGAACAGAUCACAAAUAUGAAAAUCACCGCAUGGGCAUUCUUCACCUUUGGACUCUUUUUAUAAGCAGUCAGUCAUGUAAAAUAUAAGCCAUGAAGAAGGGAGUGCAGUAGUGUAGAGUCUAAAGAAAAGCAGUAUGUGUUUGAUCAAUUCUUGAUCAGUCAGUGAGCGUAGUUAUUUAUGUUAAACAUAAAAUUGAUAUAUGAUGCUUCAGAAAAAUGCAUGUAGUCAUAGUUUUUUUCAGAAUGUAUAUCAUGGGUGAGUCACUACACAUUGUGACGAGAGCCACUCAAAUUGUGAAGCUGUAUUGUUUUUCUUUUUCACCUAAAUGAGUUGUUCACACUUAUUGUCUGAAACACUACAUCAUUUACACAAAUAGUUAGCUAAAGUAACAUUUUGUAAAGAAUCGUGGUACUAUCCCUGACUUAUUUAUGUUUUUCGGUUUCAUGAUUUUUUCUUUUUCUUUUUUUUUUUUGUGCAGCAGUCAUUUUAUUAUUGUGCUCCACCAGUGUUGUACUGUGAAGAAGAGUAAAGAUACACGUAUUUGUAAUGUGUAUAAUGUACUGUAAAUACAAGCAUACACAGUGCCAUCUCAGUUUCGUCUAGUUUUUUCCUCUCUCUUCUAUUCUAAUAAAAAGUGUGCACUCUGUGUCCCCUGUGUUGCUCAUUAUGACCGCCAGGGGUCGCCAAUGUCUCGCAAAAUCCACCUUGCAGGCUUUUCAAAUGAUUGUUGACUUGCAUCUUCCCACUCAA